Molecule: messenger RNA, 1077 nt
Organism: Austrofundulus limnaeus
Lineage: Eukaryota; Metazoa; Chordata; Actinopteri; Cyprinodontiformes; Rivulidae
Exons: 5
Coding region: 23-1060 (345 amino acids)
Source: RefSeq, a predicted model, not a curated record
UUCUUUCAAACUACAAGGUCAAAUGUUUCAUCUGUCAAAUAUUUUAUCUGUCAGGUGUUUCAUCUGCAAGGUGUUUAUCUGUCAAAUGUUUUAUCUGCCAGGUAUUUCAUCUGUCAGGUUGUUUCAUCUGUCAGGUGUAUAUCUGAAAUAUUUUAUCUGUCAGGUGUUUAUCUGCCAGGUGUUUUAUCUGUCAAAUAUUUUAUCUGCCAGGUGUUUCAUCUGUCAGGUGUUUCAUCUGUCAUGUCUUCAUCUGUCAGGUGUUUUAUCUGUCAAAUAUUUUAUCCGUCAGAUGCUUCAUCUGCCAGGUGUUUUAUCUGUCAGGUGUUUCAUCUGCCAGGUGUUUCAUCUGUCAGGUGUUUUAUCUGUCAGGUUUUUCAUCUGCCAGGUGCUUCAUCUGUCAGGUGUUUUAUCUGCCAGGUGUUUCAUCUGUCAGGUGUUUUGUCAGGUUUUUCAUCUGUCAGGUGUUUCAUCUGUCAGGUGUCAGGUGUUUCAUUUGUCAGGUGUUUAUCUGUUAUCUGUCAGGUGUUUAUCUGUCAGGUGUUUAUCUGUUAUCUGCCAGGUGUUUCAUCUGUCAGGUGUUUUAUCUGUCAGGUGUUUAUGUGUCAGGUAUUUUGUGAGGUGUUUCAUCUAUCAGGUGUUUAUCUGUCUGCUGUCAGGUGUUUAUCUGUCAGGUAUUUAUCUGUCAGGUGUUUCAUCAAUCUGGUGUUUUAUCUGUCAGGUGUUUCAUUUGUCAGGUGUUUAUAUGUCAGGUGAUAUAUCUGUCAGGUGUUUAUCUGCCAGGUGUUUCAUCUGUCAGGUUUUUUAUCUGUCAGCUGUUUACCUGUUAUCUGUCAGGUGUUUCAUCUGUCAGGUGUUUUAUCUGUUAGGUGUUUAUCUGUCAGGUGUUUUAUCUGUCAGGUGUUUAUCUGUUGUCUGUCAGGUGUUUUAUCUGUCAGGUGUUUAUCUGUUAUCUGCCAGGUGUUUCAUCUGUCAGGUGUUUUAUCUGUUAUCUGACAGGUGUUUCAUCUGUCAGGUGUUUUAUCUGUUAUCUGCCAGGUGUUUCAUCUGUCAGGUGUUUUAAUCGUCAGGUGUUUCAUU